AUAUACUCUCUCUGAAACCCUUCCGUUGCUGCAGCGUUUUGGUUCCGCGGAACAAACAUGGCGUCCGCUAUGCUGAAGGUUGCAGUGGCAGGCAUUUCGAGAUGUUCUCGUGUCACCCUCCUUAGAGCCUGUUCAACAUCAACCCCCCUCCAAGGGGGUGUUCCUGGAUCCCUGUGGAAGCUGGGGAAGCUGAACCACAUAGCCAUCGCCGUCCCCGACAUGGAAAAGGCCACUGCUCUGUAUCGAGAUGUGCUGGGUGCUACCGUUAGCGAAAAGGUCCCCCUGCCAGAGCACGGCGUCUACACUGUGUUUGUGGAACUGGGAAACACCAAGCUGGAGCUGCUCCAUCCUCUCGGGGAAAAGAGCCCCAUCUCUGGGUUCCUACAGAAAAACAAGUCAGGAGGCAUGCACCACAUUUGUAUUGAGGUGGACGACAUUAACGCCGCAGUGGCUGAGCUGAAGUCAAAGAACAUCAGAACCCUGUCGGCGGAGCCAAGGAUAGGCGCUCAUGGGAAACCUGUCAUGUUCCUUCAUCCUAAAGACUGUGAUGGUGUGCUGGUGGAGCUAGAAGAAGCAUGAACAUCUCUGCUUUAGAUGAACUGUUAGAGGGUCUCUGGUUCAUCUACAUGUCCCUCAGUGACUCUGAUAACACAGUGAUAACAGUGUUGUUCUGUAAAGCACCUGUAGUUUCAGGAACUGUUUUCCACUCUUUUUUUUUUUCUAAGUCAUUUAAAAUGGUGGGGACUUUUGGCAGUUUCCAUAAAGCUAAUUCAUACUAACAACUUAGUUACUCUUUUAAUACUGUUUUUUUUUU
This is a messenger RNA of Cyprinodon tularosa, 814 nucleotides long. It is a transcript of the gene mcee, whose product is annotated as methylmalonyl CoA epimerase. Gene Ontology annotation, biological process: L-methylmalonyl-CoA metabolic process. Lineage: Eukaryota; Metazoa; Chordata; Actinopteri; Cyprinodontiformes; Cyprinodontidae. Gene Ontology annotation, cellular component: mitochondrion. The coding region runs from base 58 to 579 and encodes 173 amino acids. The transcript is spliced from 3 exons. Gene Ontology annotation, molecular function: methylmalonyl-CoA epimerase activity. The record is from RefSeq and is a predicted model, not a curated record.